Molecule: messenger RNA, 4738 nt
Organism: Sebastes umbrosus (honeycomb rockfish)
Lineage: Eukaryota; Metazoa; Chordata; Actinopteri; Perciformes; Sebastidae
Product: SERTA domain-containing protein 2-like
Exons: 2
Coding region: 353-1333 (326 amino acids)
Cellular component (GO): nucleus
Molecular function (GO): transcription regulator activity
Source: RefSeq, a predicted model, not a curated record
UGUCUUGACGGUCUCUUGACAGCCGUUCCUCGGUGACACAUCUCCUCCUCCUCCUCCUCCUCUCUCCUCCUCCUCCUCCUCCUCGCCAUUGUGUGAGUGGAGCUCGGUGAGUGUUGAGGUCGAGGCAGCCGCCGCCGGAGGAGGGGAAAGGACCGAUGGCGGAGUAUUGAAACAAACUAACAACCGAACAAACAACCGGACUUAACGGCUCGUUUCUCCUCCAUCUUCUUCUUCUUCUCCUUCUUCCUCCUGAACCGUCCGCCGCUCACCGCUCCUCCUGGCCUCACCGACGACCGACGACACCCAUGCAGCAGAGGAGACCCUGGUGGAUGGGACUAGCUACAUGUGAUUUAUGUUGGGUAACGGGGUGAAGCGGAAACUGGACGAGGAUGAGGAUGUUUUGGGGGAAGACCGGCGUCCUCUGGCAGUCGGCGGCAUGUCGCAGGUGUCCUACACCCUGCAGCGUCAGACGGUCCUCAACAUGUCCCUCAUGAAGCUGUACGGUCCUCGGAUGGGCGCCGACCUCGGCCUCCAGCGCCGAGUCCUCAUCAACAACAUCAUCCGCCGCAUCCACGACGACUUCAGGCAGGAAGGAGGCGUCGACGCUCUCUUCUUCUCUGCUGCGCCGCCUGUCGCUGCUGCCGCCGCCUGCGAGGACGAAGGCUACCGACAGCCUACGCCUCCUCCCUCCUCCUUCAGCAUCCUCUCGUCGCCGCUGUCGGGACUGACGGCGCUGGACUCCUGCCUGACUCCCGCCUCGCUGUUGGAGGAGGACCUGCCCAUGUUCUUCACCCUGCCGCCCUCCUCCUCCACCCAACACCACCCACCACACCACUCCCCGAGGCCGCCGCCACCGCCCUCGCCGUCACCCAAAGACAGCUUCUCCUCAGCCCUGGAGGAGAUCGAGGAGCUCUGUCCUUCCUCUUCGUCUUCCUCUUCCUCGGUUUCGCCGCCGCCACCUCCUGCUCGGGUUCUGUUUGAUGUUGUCAUGAAGGAGGAGGGGCGGGGCUAUCAGGAGGUGGAGAGCAGGUUGGAGAAACCCUCUCCACCUCCUCCUCUUCCUCCCUCUCCGUCCUCCCCGGGCUCCUUCCUGACUGACUUCGCCCUAGACGACGUCCUCUUCACAGACAUUGACACGUCCAUGUACGACCUCGGACCCUGCCCGCCUUCAUUGGGAGCACCGCCAUCCAAGAUGGCCCCCGUCGUGAUGGCGGACGACCUCGUCCGGUCGAUGUCCGGGUACGGAGCGGCGGGCGCCGGCGCCCAGAACCAGCCUUUUAAAAUGGACCUGGCUGAGCUGGACCACAUCAUGGAGGUGCUGGUGGGCAGCUGAGAGAGACUUUUUUAUAACUUUUUGUUAAUUUUGUACAGUUUUAAAGUUGCAACGUGCUUCACACUGGUUUUAUUCUGGAGGAUUCAAGCUGCUGCGUGUUGAGUUUAACAUCAACAAAUUAUUAGGACAUUAGUUUACACACAUAAGCUGUUAUUCAGAGAUAAAUCUGCUGGAUCCUUUUAUUCAACAAAACAGGUGGAGAGCGCUGUUGUUCCAGAAGGUUUCAGAGAUGACAGGAAUGGAAAAAUAAUGCUUCAACCUGUUUAUCCGUGUCAGAAAGAGGAGAGACAGUAUAAAGGCCUGGUCAAUAUUUGGUUUUAAAGGCUUGGUGAUGUAGUGAGUUCGUGCUGAGCUACAGGUAGUUAACCACUUACAGUAUAUUCUUUUUUAGGAUCACUCAGUAACAUCUGUCCAGAAACUAAAGGUAGAAAAUAGCUUUUUAGCUAACUCUGCAGUGCAUUUACAGCCAUGUUUAUUAAUACUUACCGUCUCUAUCAAGCAACCAAUAAAUGAAAUGAAUAAAAUAACGAUAUCCAUCAUGAUAGCAUUAUUGUAUUUUAACCAACAUGCUAGCACUAAUAAGUAGGGGUGUAUCAAUACUGUAUAUCGAUAUGGAUCGAUUCAAUGAUCAAAGAUCCAAUAUCAUCGAUGCAAAGUGAAAACAUUGAUACACAUCGUCAUCUUUAAGACACGCCUUUAUUUUGAAAUUCCCAUGGCACGUCCGUGUCGCCAUGUCCUUCCAAGCGCAGCUCAUUCCUAAACAUUCAAACAUUGCUUCAACAUGAGAAAUGCUGCACUGUAUAGUAAACAACAGGAAGUCUAUUUUUAUUCUUCUAAUUAAAAAGAAUAGAUUGUUUUUCUUUUCAUUGUCUGGAAGAGCCCAGUGAUAAAAUUGUCAAAUUUGAGUUGCUUUCUGUUGAAACAAAAUCAGUUGUAACUGAUUGUGUUAAAUUGAAUCGAAAUGAUAUCACAGCAGACUUUGUGGUAUCAUCAAAUAUUGUAUCGUUUUCUAAAGAAUCGAUAUAAUAUUGUAUCGUGAUCCAACUUGUGAUUUACAUCCCUACUAAUAAGUUACAAAAGCUUUCUGAGCUUCUUGUUCUCAGGACUGUUCGUUAGAAAAACAAGCGCUCGCUAACGGGACAGUGAAUCCACACAGUUUAUACAGUAUAAUCGACUCCUGUCUCAUAACUGUCUGCUAACCAAGUUUAUACCCCAACAGCUAGUAAGCUACGAUAGCAUCCUCCAUUUAGGACUCUCUGUUCCCUCAAAGAUCAGCUCUGUCAAGACAGCUUGCUUUUCGUCAACGGUGCAAUUUUUUAAAUGUCAAAAUUCAGCUGAACUGGCAAAAUUUUGGAUGUACUUUACUUCCAUUGAAAUGAACUGAUUUCGGUGCUAAAUGUUGAGGUUUUGAAUGCUGGAGUGACCAGGCCUUCAAUGUGUGAGGUACAGUUAGCUUUACUAAUGUUUAUAAAAGCACACACAGCAGCUUGAAUCACUGAGUUAAAGUAUUGGAAGCACACUGUCAUCCUGGGCUGCAUACUGAUGAUCCACCGUUAGAAUGAUUUCCUCACAAAUGUGGAAACAGAAGCUCAGUCUUUGUCUUCCACCGAGCUCCAGGUUCAAUAACGCCAGCGUGAAGUACCGUCCUGUUUUUCUACCGCUGUCCGAGAAAUUGUAAGAAACAAAAAAAUCUCCAGAGACUUUUUUUCUACCGUCGGUGCAUGUUUCUACAAAUAAGAAAGAAAAAAGAUCUCAAUAGCAUUUAUGAAAAACAAUCCAGUGCCUUUUUUAAAACCUCGAUAACACGGUCACGUCUUGCUGUUGCUCGUCACGUAGCAAUACCAACUCUGAAGGAAGUUUAAUUACCUUGAUUUCAUCAUCCAGAGGAUCCAGCCUGCAAAAUGGAUUUGAAUUAGUCAACAAAGAAUGUGAAAGUCUUUUUAAAAAAGCAACACACGUGUAAAUGUUGAGCUGAUUGUUGUUAAAUGAAAAUGUAAAGUCUGCUGUUUUUCUGUAUUUUUCUUAUUGUUAAUGAAUCCCACGGAAAGAAACACAAACAAUACAUGUCAGUCAAUUUAUGUUUGUUUUUGUUCUUUUCAUUGGAUUUGAUAAGAAGAAAAAUAUAUAAUAACACCAGGCUUCUUGUUUCAAACUUAAUUUGGCAUUUUGUUUUUACAUCUGUAGCUUGUUUAUUGCUGAUGAUAUCCGUCACACUUCCUGUCCACACAUUGACUUUGUGUCUGAACACCACUGUAGUUGUUGUUGCUGGUUAAAAUCCAACUUGUAGUUUUAGUAGCACGAAGAAGAGAAAAAAAUCUCAUUGGUUGAGUUAAAAACUGACAGCGAGCGCAAAUUAGCUAAAUGAAAUUCAAAUGGCUAAGAAUGAACUCAAGUAUAAAUAUUAAAUAAAAAAAUGAAAUAAACCCGGACAGAGAGGAAUUUAUUUCACAACAAUGACCUGCUAGCUGUACAUUUUUUUAGUUUCAUGCUCUAUUUCCUUAAAGCUUCAUUGCAUCAUUGCAUCAUCGUCUUCAUGUGUUUUUAAAGGAGCUCCAAUCUCAUUUUAUUCCGCUCAAAUAUGUGGUUUCUCACUUUUAACUCAACCAAUGAAGUUAUUUUAUAGUUUUAAAACUACAACCUGGAGUUAAUAAAAACCUCACAUCUGGAAAAACAAGUAUGUAAUUUAUGAUGUGAAGAAGUUAAAUUGCAAUAACGGAGGUAUUUCCUCAACAGUGGUGGUGAUACAAACUUUAAUAUGCAGACGUUCCCUUUAGCAGAAAUAACUCUAUGAAUUAUUUAUUAUCUCUCAGCUUUCCGUGUAUAUUUAUUGUAACUCUGGACACUAAUAUUUUGUUUGUACAGAACAUAAAUAUGUAUUCUUUCAAAGGGGAAAAUCCACCAAAACCGACUUCUAAGUGGACUUGAAAGAUGAACUCAGAGGUCAUUUUGGGGGAAAUCUCUUCUAUGAAAUGUACCGUCAUUUAAUAAAUGAUUGGAGUUUUUUUUUAAUACUAUGUAAUAUAUUUUAGGAUUCCAGCAAUGCAAACGCCCUCAGUUCAACCUAUGCCACAGCUCUAAUGUAUAUGUGUGAGUGAGAAAGUUCUAUAUGGAUAAACACCGAGCCAGUUUUUUUUAAUCUGAACUCCAAAAUCCUUUUGUUCGUUUGUUGGUCUCCAGCUGGUAUUAACGUGCUAUCUGUAUGUGUAGUUCUGGUUUAUUUAGGUACAUUAGUCAUUGUAAAUAGAUCAGAUUGAUCAGACCCGGAUCAAUCAUGUCCUGAUACAUAAAUAUUGAAACUGAAUCCAGAUCUGGUUAACGUCUGUGUCUCCACCUGCUGGACAGAUGAUGUAACAGCAGGUUGUCACACCAAUAAGAACUGAGUCCUUAUUACAGACUAAUUGUAUA